Molecule: messenger RNA, 2663 nt
Organism: Coregonus sp. 'balchen'
Lineage: Eukaryota; Metazoa; Chordata; Actinopteri; Salmoniformes; Salmonidae
Source: the annotation of a GenBank genome assembly
UUUUCUGGAGCUUGGUGGUGAGGUGACUGAAGUACUAGAUUAGAAGGGAUUUGGAUGUAGGUGAGCCGCCUCAUUCGUGCUCUCUGUACCAUCUUCCCACAUCUAUCGCCCGGACGGCCACUGACUGCGGUCGGUGUCCUCCCCGCGGUACCAGAACCAUGCCUGUCCCCGCUGGAUACCUCAGUAAUACCCCCAUGGCCUUCACAUCCUCGGCCUCGCUUAUCCCACCUCCCCUGAUCAACACCCACCAGCCCGGGGUUGUCGCCUCACUUCUCUACAGCGGCUCCAAGUUCCGAGGACAUCAGAAGAGCAAAGGCAACUCCUACGAUGUCGAGGUUGUUUUGCAGGUCCGUUGGAUUUAUGAAACUUUCAUUUGCCAGUCAGCUGACGACUCAAUUUGCUGACAAACAUGUAAAAAACAUAAAAAUGAUUGACAGCUUCCAGAAAAUCAGCCUUAGAGCACAGUGUUGGCAGCUGGUUAGUAAACAACGUUACCGCCAGCGUCAUCUUACACUUUGUCAGGGGUGUUCAUAAUCACCGGCCAUGAAACCUAGAUGUUAGAUGACCCUAUCAUUAAUUGAAGUGACAUUCUAGUGACGAACAUGUCUGCUGUGCGGUAGGUGAGCUGGCAUUAGUGAAAAUGUUAUUACCAGAAUUUGAUUAAACUGUGUUUUGAUGCAUCGUUGGCUUACAUCAUGACAUAAAUGGAAAGAAGUUACACAUUAAUUCCAUUAUCUAGCUAGUGAACAUUUAUAUACUGUUUUCAAGUCUUGUGUUUCUUUCAGCAUGUGACCAUGGAAGACUCAUGCUUGUGUGGGUACUUGAAGAUCAAAGGGUUGACAGAGGUGAGAAUGAUUUACCUGAUACUGAAAAGAGGUUGAAUAAAGGUUGAAUCUUACCCCUUUAUUUUCAUCAUGGUUCUGAGUCCCAGCAUAACUUGUUUCUCUUUCUCUGUUUUUUUCUUCUAUAGGAAUACCCCACUCUGACUACAUUCUUUGCAGGGGAGAUCAUCAGUAGGAAGCGUCCGUUUCUAACCAGGAAGUGGGAUGCAGAUGAGGAUGUGGAUCGCAAACACUGGGUAAAUCGAAUAUGUUAUCAUUAAUUUAAUUUAGCCUAAUUCAAUAAUUUAAUUUAAUAAUCUGAUUCCACCCACGUUGCUCUGCUUUAGACCUCAGUGCCAAAUGAAGUAGGAGCUAAUCUUGCCUGGUAAGAAUGUGGGGGCGUCAUCCCCCUCAUCAAUGUUGUUUGUUUGCUGUUAAUCUCUCGUGGACAGAAUACAUAAAGAAAUUGUAUUUUGACAUCUGUCAAAAGUCCCUGGGAUGCGACGACUAACGAGCAACAGUAGGCUAGUUCUAGUGUUUUGGUUUUCCGCCACUAGUUAUUUGGUUGUAUCAGGAUUGGGUGAACGUGGUGCUUAAAGUGGGGGUGGAGAUUUCAAGCAAUGAGGGGAUUCGAUUAAGCUGGCCCAGGUGGGUGGACUUUGCACCGGGUGAAAAGUGAUUGCAUUUGUUUGGAACCAGGCUGCCUCCCGUGCGUGAGCCCCGUUCUGGCCGACGGGGAGGGGGGGUCUGAUAUCAGUAGAUUUGUCAAGCAAGAACAAUAGUUAUGAUUGUAAAACAUAUUGUACUGUUCCAGCAAAAGGACCCUGUGUAGUGUGGUGUUUUAACUAUUUUCUAUUUGGGCUCCAGGGCAAAUUCCAGGCCUUCUACCAGUAUGCAAAGACGUUCAACUCGGAUGAGUUUGACUAUGAAGAGAUGAAGAACUCUGACUACAUCUUCAUGAGGUGGAAGGUAAGCUCAAACCAGACUGCAUGUUACCUAUUCCUCCAUUACCAAGGAAAACCUGAAACAUGGAUAUGAGGUUUGGCAACAUUUCCUCUAUGUACAGUUGUUUGAAUGAUGUGCUAACUGUUGUGUUUUCCUCCUCUACAGGAGCAGUUCCUGGUCCCUGAUCACACCAUUAAAGACAUCAGCGGUGCUUCCUUUGCUGGUUUCUACUACAUCUGCUUCCAAAAGUCCACAGCCACCAUAGAGGGGUACUACUAUCAUAGGAGCUCAGAAUGGUAACAGGAGACUAAAUACUAACUGGGUCAUUCAUAAAAAUGUGAUAAAACUGGUUCAGAUGUAGCCAGGACUUGCUAACUUAGAACAUAUUCUUGUGCAUCAUCAGUUCUGAUGCGUUUUAUUUUUUUCUCUAAAUUAAGAUUUGAUUUGCUCAGGUUAUCAGGGUCAGAAUGCAGUUCAUGCCCUAAUUCUGUGGGGCAUGAACUUGUGUGAUUUCAUUUAUUUUUUUCAGUCAAGUUCAAAAGAAUGAAGGGUUGAUUUAUUUGAUUUGGGACUGGCCAAUGCAUCUCUCCUCUCCUGACUUUCCACACUAACUAGCACUGUCUGACUCUGUCUCCCUCAAAGGUACCAGUCUCUGAACCUCACCCAUGUUCCAGAACACAGUGCAGCCAUCUAUGAGUUCCGGUGACCCAGGCAUUGUGGCUCUGUUGGCUCAGGACUUUAAGGCCUGCAGAAGCUACAUGAAGACUGAGAAGGACUGGGGAAGGAUGGGUAGAGGGGGGGACAUGAAAACUGUGUUGUUACUACUACCAAGAGGACAUGCUUUUCUGUCUGAAAUAAAAGGAAAUGGAAUGAUGGAUUUAUUGAUGGACAGAUGGA